Molecule: messenger RNA, 4539 nt
Organism: Xenopus laevis (African clawed frog)
Lineage: Eukaryota; Metazoa; Chordata; Amphibia; Anura; Pipidae
Gene: tmem132b.L
Product: transmembrane protein 132B
Exons: 9
Coding region: 373-3654 (1093 amino acids)
Source: RefSeq, a predicted model, not a curated record
CACUCUGCCCAUUCCCUUGCCACUCUGUGCCCACUCCUCCCUUCGCCAGGCACCGCCCCUUCUCGCAUUCAAGGAGUUGGAAGCGAGUUGAGCUGCUCGGUCAGAUCUGUCUUCCUGGCUCUCAUGGCUGGGGGAGAUGCUGCUGCUUGCAGGACAGCGCAGGAGUGAGUCGCAGUCGCACGCGUCAUGAGCGGCAGUGGUGCGACAGAGGGAUGCAGGAUCCCCAAACUAAGAUGCUUUAAAUAGUGAUUGUGCGCCUCAAUGUCUGUGGAUGGUACCAAGCCUUGAAAAAGUAGCUUUUCCACUGCCCUUGUGCACCAUGCGCUGUGCCAACUGGAUUACCAAGUGACUCUUUCAUCUGUGGAGUGGGAUAUGGCUUCCUCGAACUCUCUGAUGCCCCUUAUGGGGAAACCCACCGGGAUAGUGCCCUCAUGGCACCUGCUCUUGGCUCUCCUGCUGCUCUGGGAAGCCACAGAGAGUCGAGUGACAAUGGACAGCAUUCAACGUUUUUCAUCCCUCCCUGUGUAUCUGCCGGUGAACUAUCAUGUUUGCAAUGCCGAGGUUUCCUUCCUCCUUAAAGAGGUCAACCAGGACCUUACAAAGAAUUCUAGUUUGCAGACCCGGACAGAACCACUUUUUAUCUACAAAGCCAAAAUACCACCUGUAAUAAAUGCCACAUAUGGACCUUAUUCAGCUGAGCAGACCGUACCAAAACAUUUAAUGAUGACCUCAAGUACUUUCAGUUCAACCAAUAAAUUCACAUUUAACUGGCAAAUAAAAUCCCAUAUUAUAGAGAGUUCUAUAUAUUCUAACAAACCCAAAAUACAGGCUUUGUUUUAUAUAACAGGGAAAGAUUGGAAUGAUUACCACCCAUCUGAGAUUUUACCAUGUGUAAGGCUGGUGGCACUUCUAGAAAACAGAGAAAUUUCAUCAAGCUGUAGACUCAAAGGAAGUUUAGGAUUGUGUGUGGCAGAACUGGAGUUGUUACCAAGCUGGCUAGGUACAUCUUCUGCAGAAGAUCAAAAGGAUUCUGUUCCAUCCCAAGGAGUACCUGUGGAAUUGCAUCACAUCAUCUACUCCACUGGGGAGGAUGAAGAGUGCUUAUCAGCAGAAACAAAGUGGACCAACAGCAUUCAGUCAGAGAGAGACUCUAAUCAAAAGGUGUCCCCACCAAUGGAGAGAAUUGGAAGUGUUGUUGUUUAUCCUUCCCAAAACACCUUGAGCAUGUCAGUGCUGAGAUUAGAUCGCAAUAUUCAGAUUCGAUUUCCACCAAGUCCAGUGAAAGUGGGGGACACUGUGACCUUCUCUGUGUACAUAGUGGGAGGCUCACCCACACAUCAGCUCACAUUAAGGGUUAAGACAGCACAUGGUGCUAAAGUCCUGUCUGUAAGAGUGACUGAUCCUGAACAGUGGAAGGUGCAGAGACAGAUGGAAAAUGGAGAUAAAUACACAACUGCCACUCUUGUCUGUGUGCAGCACAGUCCUGUGAUCCAGAGCAGCACCAAUGAAUCUCUGUAUGAAAUUCUACAAAUGGACUUUGAAAUGGGCCUCAGUAGUGGUCUGGCCGGGGCCCAGCAGAUCACGUGGCAAGUGGAAUAUCCAGAAGAAGACUCGGUCAGUGAGCUGAUGAUCUCUGAAAUCUUUGUCAGCCAGACUACGUUUGCUGGGAUUGUCCCUCUUGCCAUGGACACAGAACUUCUAAAUACAGCCAUCCUGACAGGAAGGGCAGUGUCGGUCCCUGUGAAGGUGGUGGCUGUGCAGCAGGAUGGUUCUGUGAUUGAUGUAUCUGACUUCUCCGAGUGCAAGUCAGCAGAUGAAGAUGUCAUAAAGGUUUCUGACAGAUGUGAUUCAAUUUUUGUCAAUGGCAAAGAAAUGAAGAGUAAAGUGGACACCAUUGUUAAUUUCACUUACCAGCACUUUACCACUGAGUUAGAGGUAACUGUCUGGGCUCCACGCCUUCCCCUGCAAAUAGAAAUAUCAGACACUGAGCUGAGCCAGAUCAAGGGUUGGAGGAUCCCAGUUAAUAUGAAUAAAAGACCAACCAGAGACAGUGAAGAUGAAGAGGAUGAUGAGAAGAAGGGACGAGGAUGUUCUCUGCAAUACCAGCAUGCAUUAGUACGAGUCUUUACACAGUUUGUAGCUGAAUCUUCUGAGGCUGGGCAGCUGACCUACAUGCUGGGUCCUGAUUGGCAGAUGGACAUUACUGACCUAGUGAGUGACUUCAUGAAGGUGGAAGAACCUAGGAUAGCUACAUUAGAAUCUGGGAAGGUCCUUGUUGGACGUGAUCAAGGAAUAACCACAGUACAGGUCCUCUCACCCCUGUCUGAUUCAAUCUUGGCUGAGAAAACUGUUACGGUGCUGGAUGAUCGGGUAGGCAUAGUGGAGCUGGGAGUGCAGAUCAUCACAGGACUGUCCUUGUCUGUGCAAGCAAACAGAAUCAACAAGAGAGCCAUCUUAACAACCACAUCCGCUAGUGAUAUCCUGCAUGAUUAUAAACAGGAAGCCGUCCUCAGUGUGUGGACACUGUUUAGCGAUGGCUCAGUAACACCCCUGGACAUUUAUGAAAGCAAAGACUUUUCUAUCUUAGUGUCUUCACUGGAUGAGAUGGUUGUAUCCACCUAUCAAAAUCCUCUGUCAAACUGGCCAGUUGUGGUUGCAGAAGGAGAAGGCCAGGGCCCUCUCAUAAAAUUAGAGUUGGGAAUUAGUGAGAUCUGCCAAAAGUCUAAGCGAAAGAGUAACCUUGCUGUUGGCAGUGGAAUCGUUAAAGUUAAAUUUGGCCAAAAGGAUUCUGAUCAAAAAGCAAAUAUUAAUGAAAUACAUACUGCAGAUGACGAUUUUAAGAAACACACAAGUAAAACAACUGAAAAAGUUGCAGAACAAGAAAGAACUGCAAAUGAACGGCCCAAACAUGGAUCAUCUGUAAGCAAUUUUGAAGAUAAUAACAAAAAUAUGACAUCUGAUUCACCUGCAGACUACCACAACAACUAUUAUGAUGGUUACAUACAAAUUAUUCCUGUCACUUAUACCAUUUUCCCUACGCGAAUAGUAUCUUCGGAACACAAUCGGGAGAGUGAACUCACACAAGCAUCCAGGGGGCUGACAGACUUAGAAAUUGGCAUGUAUGCCCUUCUUUGUGUCUUUUGCCUUGCGAUUUUAGUCUUCUUAAUUAAUUGCGUGGCAUUUGCAUGGAAAUAUAGAAACAAAAGGUUCCCUGUAGCUGAUCAAGCCAAUAUCCCACACUCUCAUGAUUGGGUAUGGCUUGGAAAUGAGGUAGAACUACUGGAGAACCCAGCAGAUACUCCCCUUCCAGCAGACGAAUGUACUACGAUGAUUGACAGGAGGCCGCAGUUUGAAGAGAGUAAUUUUCUUCUCAAUGGUGGUUCCCAAAAGAACCCAUAUAGCCAAAUCGUUCAGCCAUCUGAUUACAAUUAUGAAAAAGAUGCCCACAUUGAGCCAUUAAAUCCAGGGGGGACAAAAAGGAAACGAGUAAAGUUUACCUCUUUCACUACUGUCUUACCUGAAGAAGGGGGUCCCUACACCAAUGCAGUCAUUUUUGGAAAUGACGAAAACAUCAAGUGGGUUUGCAAAGAUAUGAAACUUGGAGAUUCACAACAGCUUAAAGACUAUAUGGAUAGCCUCCAGGACAAUCUGUAAAAUAUUUUCCUGUGUUUAUAUUCACCUUUAUGCCUUCUGUUUCUUUCUUUUUUUUUCUUCCUUUUUUUAAGGGUGGCACUAUUCAAUCAGCAAUAGGAAAAGAACAAAACCUACAAGGUUAAAGUCAUUUUACAAUGUCAGUGCUGCCAAUGCAUUUUUUUUGGCACUGAAAUAGAAUGUAUGCCUAGGAAAAAAAUGUCAAAGUGUAAUUCAUCUCAAGAUUUGAAGCUACAUAAUGCUUUUAUAGAAGGUCUUACCGUAAUCGUAGCUAAAUGUAACAAUGAAAGUCGCAACAAUUAACAGAAAAUAAGAGGUUAAUCACUAGAGUCUCUGGCUCUUUACUCUUCAUUGAAUGUAUUAAGGAAAAGGUUAUAUUGAAUAUGAACCUGUCUUCUUAAUUACUGCGAAUCCAAAUGCAAAUUUAACUGCAGUGUGGAAUUAAUAAUUAAAAGCACAGUGGACUUUUCUUGUUUUAUCAGUUCCCAGUAACAAAGUACAACAUUUGGAGCUCAAUUAUUUCAACAUGCUUUUUGUUUUGUUAAAGGCACUGUUUAUAUAUCCAUGAUGUCUACAUAACUGACCCAAAACUUUAUUCACUUUAGAACGGGAGGAAUUGUUGGGCACUGACAUUAAACGCAUUCAUAAAACUGUUCCUCCCUUACCCACUGAUGCCAAUGACUAAAACUAAAAUAAGACAAUAUGAUUGGGCUAUGCAGGCUUUCUUCUAUAAGAAAUUAUACCAAUAUACUGUAGUACAUGAAGAGAAUCUUAUAUGAAAUUGUACCUUAUCUAGGAGAAGUUAUUUUCAAUUCCAUGGGCCCAUCAUAUUUUUACAGUGAACCACUUUUCUGUGCUGAUUUAUAUAAAAGGUUUAUUUUUCUUUUA